CUCCACCCCUCCUGGCAGCUUGGAGCAGCUCCCGAGCGUCUGGCAGCCCGAGUGGAGCUGAGGUCGGGAACGAUAGUGCACGGACACCAGGGAAAGUGCCAAGUCAUUGUGAUGCCCUUCUGAUGAUGAUUUCAACAGGAAAUACUGCACCGUGGCAGGUUUUUAAUCCAGUUUCUUUGGCUCAUCCUUCUCCUCCUGGUCCUCUUUUGUUUGAUUUUCUCCUCUUCAGAUGAGGCGAAGUAAACAUGAAGUGAUGCUGCAGCAGGAUGAAGGAGUCGCAAAGAUGAGCCUCGUAACGCAAACUUGACGGCAGCGGAGCUGUGAGGAAACCAUGCACGCAGAGAUAGUGGACGCCCUAAACACAGAAUUUUGUUAUUUCUAAAGAAUUACUGAUUUCUUAAGGAGAGCAUUUUCUCAGAUCACGGGCUCGACGGGCCUGGAUUCUUGACAAGCCGACAGCCGGCAUUCCCCGAGAUGACCAUGUCCUCCACUCAGCCCGUCCCCGUCCCGACGCUGACCAUCGUGCCCCCGUCAUCCGACACAGAGUCCUGGUCCCACUCGCCCAGCCCCCAACCCACUCGCGCCAGUCGCCACCCGUGCUCCUACCGCGGCUGCAGCCGGACCAAAAAGCAGAGCACCGACAAGCAACCCGGUACCCCGCAGAUCGUAAUUGAGGAGGAAGUUGCCUCCGUACCCUCUGCUUUUGUGGCCCCUGUUUCGAAGAGGGAGGAUCAGGGCCAGGACCUCCUCCUGCCGCCGUCCCAAUCUUUGUUGCGUAGCCCUUCUCCCAGCCGGCGCUCCCGGUGGUCCCUCAAGAGCCUGCUGGGCAGGGACUCUGACUGGGACAGCUGCAGCACCGCCAGUAACUCUCCACGCAGCACUCCGGGCAGCUCACCCUCACUGCGGCGGCGGGUGCUGGGGGGUGGCCGGGCCAGUGAGAGCGAGGGAGGGGGAGAGAAGAGUGGUGGUGGAGGAGGAGGGGGCUCGGACAGCCCCCUGCCGUCAAUACCGUCGGCGUCCUCGCUCACGUCAGCCUACCCGAUCGCCUCCCGACAUUUCAGGAGCAAUGCCAAGAAAAUGCAGAGCUGGUACAACAGUUCCUCUUUGCCUCUCCCUCAGGUCCUCAGCCCCACGUACAAGCAGCGGAACGAGGACUUCCGCAAGAUCUUCAAGAAACUUCCUGACACGGAGCGACUCAUAGUGGACUACUCGUGCGCGCUGCAGAAGGACAUCCUGCUCCAGGGCCGCCUUUAUCUGUCUGAGAACUGGCUGUGUUUCUACAGCAACAUCUUCCGCUGGGAAACCACUAUCACUAUCCUGCUGAAAGAUGUGACCUCAAUGACCAAGGAGAAGACUGCCAAGCUCAUUCCAAACGCUAUCCAGAUCAGCACAGACAAUGAGAAACACUUCUUCACCUCUUUCGGUGCACGGGAUCGCAGCUUCAUGAUGAUUUUCCGCCUGUGGCAGAACGCACUGAUGGACAAGUCCUUGUCUCCCAAAGAAUUGUGGCACAUUGUGCACCAAUGUUACGGCACCGAGCUGGGCCUCACCAGUGAAGACGACGACUAUGUCUCCCCGACAGCCGAACACAUGAACGGCCUGCUGCCUGGCGAAGAGUCCAUAUCAGUCACUGAUCUUCUGGACCUGAGCUCGGUGUCGCUUCCCUCCACGGGCGGGUCCCCUCCACCGCUGGUGCCCUGCGGUCAGGCCACCCUUCCCUCAGCCACCACCGGCGCGGUGGGCUCAUCCCCGCCCUCCUCGGCCUGCUGCUUGCCCAUCGAGGUGCCCUCCUCCUCGGGUCGGCGGCUCAGUUCGGACCCCCCAGAGCCCAGCCCGCCCAACUCCCAUAGCUCGGUAGUGUCCGCCGCGCCCACCAGCGCCUCUUCGAAUCCAGAUGAUGGUGGGGACAGCCUGUCUGAGUCGGCCAAUCACAUGCUGCCCCUGCCCAACACCAGCCUGGGAAACCUCUCCUCAUUGGACAUCACCAACGACGAGGACCUGCCCACCGACCCGAGCAACUCGUCCGACACAGAGGAGGAGAGUGAGGUGGAGUCGUUUUGCGCCAACCUGAACGGCCGGCUGCACGUCAACACCGCUGUACGAAUGAGUGUGGACAAGUUGCACGACCUGCUCUUCUCUGCCGACACGCACUUCAUUCAGCACCUCUUCUCACAACGACACUUCACUGACCUGACGGUGGGCGAGUGGCAGCGAGAUAGCAGCAGCGGGACCACCAGCCGCGUGCUCAGCUACACCAUCGCCCUCAACAAUCCCCUGGGACCCAAGACCGCCCCCGUAGUGGAGACGCAGACGCUGCACAAGAAUAGCGCUCAGGGCGAGUGCUAUGUGGUGGACUCUGAGGUGAUCACAUCGGGCAUCCCAUACCAGGACUACUUCUACACGGUGCACAGAUACUGCCUCACCGCCAUCAACAAGAACAAGAGCCGCCUCAGGAUUUCAUCUGACAUCUGCUACAGAAAGCAGCCAUGGAGUCUGGUCAAAGCGCUGAUUGAGAAGAACACGUGGAGCGGCAUCGAGGAGUACUACCGCCACAUGGAGAGUGAGGUGUGCAAGCUGGAGACGCUGCUGCAGUCCGAGGUGACCGUGGUGACAGCAGGGGACGCCACCAGCGCCGCUGAGACCGCCAAGACGCCGCUGGCCUUGCGACGACGCAAGCGCACCUGCUCACGCCGCCAGGGGGACCGUGAGGGAGGGGGCACCUCCGAGCGCGGGGACAGGAGCGUCGGGGAGGAACGAGAGCGCAGGGACGCCGGUGCUCAGUAUAUGAAGCUGGGAGAACGUGCACGUGGUGCAGCGCAGAACAGCGUCUCCACUAUCCUCCUCAUUGUCAGUUUCAUUCUGGUGGUGCUUGUAGCACUCAAUAUGCUGCUGUUCUACAAGCUCUAUUCUCUGGAGAGGGCUGCGCACACGCUGGAGACAUGGCACUCUUACUCUCUAGAGGACAGUGUUUUUUUCCCCACCCUCAGUCCUCUUCCUCAGACAGCAGGAGAGUGGGCUCAGGUGUUACAGCUGCAGAGACAGUUCCACCAGGCGCAGCUCAGCAAGUGGCAGCAGAUUCUGCAGUCGUCCGUGGCUCUUCUAGACCAGAUGAAGCAGUCGCUUGAAAAACUCCACCAAGGCAUCACUGUCCCAGGGGUCCACCAGGACCAGCCAGCUGAGACGGACGUCUGAGCCCACUCCGUGUGGUACCGUCCACCCCCCAUACCAACCCACCCACAUGGAUGGUCCACCUUUACAGAACAAUUCCAUAAAAAAAAAACCCACACACACACGCACACCAGGGAA
Phycodurus eques (leafy seadragon) is the source of this 3306-nucleotide messenger RNA. It is a transcript of the gene gramd1a, whose product is annotated as GRAM domain containing 1A. Gene Ontology annotation, cellular component: endoplasmic reticulum-plasma membrane contact site; plasma membrane; endoplasmic reticulum membrane. The transcript has 21 exons. Gene Ontology annotation, biological process: intracellular sterol transport. Gene Ontology annotation, molecular function: sterol transfer activity; sterol binding. Lineage: Eukaryota; Metazoa; Chordata; Actinopteri; Syngnathiformes; Syngnathidae. The coding region runs from base 475 to 3192 and encodes 905 amino acids. The record is from RefSeq and is a predicted model, not a curated record.